Messenger RNA from Adineta steineri, 939 nucleotides. Lineage: Eukaryota; Metazoa; Rotifera; Eurotatoria; Adinetida; Adinetidae. The record is from the annotation of a GenBank genome assembly.
AUGAAUAGAUUUAAAACUUAUUUAUUAGCUGUUAGACCAUGGUCGUUUACUGCCAGUAUGAUGCCACUUUUAUUGGGAAGUGCUCUUGCAUAUUCAUAUUUACGUACUAUAUCGAUUCAUAUUUUAUUUCUAACUUCUGUAUCAACGUUAUGUGUUCAUGCAGCUGGUAAUUUAUUUAAUACUUAUUAUGAUUAUAUACAUGGUGUUGAUAUUCCACCAAAUAUCAAUAAAACAGGAAAAACAAAUGAAAUUGAUAAUAUCGAUGAUCGUACAUUAAUCGACGGUUUACUUAAACCAAAUGAAAUUGUUCGACUUGGUUUAAUAUUAUAUGCAAUCGGAACCAUUGCCUUUGUUUUAUUAACAUAUUAUUCACCAGCAAAAGAACCAUAUUUAGCUUUAAUAUAUUUUGGUGCUUUACCACUCUCAUUUCUUUAUACAGGAGGCAUUGGUUUUAAAUAUAUCGCUCUUGGUGAUAUACUUAUUCUAUUAACAUUUGGUCCUAUUACUGUCAUAUCUUCCUAUAUGGCCCAAACAGGUCAAUAUAGUAUAUAUCCAAUACUUUAUGCUUUACCUUUAACAUUAAGUACUGAAGCUAUUCUUCAUAGUAAUAAUACACGUGACAUGGAACAUGAUCGAUCUGUUGGUAUAUUAACAUUAUCAAUAAUACUUGGUAAACGAUAUUCUUAUUAUGUCUAUUGUUUAUUAAUGUAUUCACCAUAUGUAAUUAUAAGUUAUAUUAUAAUAAAUAUUUCUUGGUUUUGUUUUUUACCAUUUUUCACAAUAAAACAUGCUUAUCAUUUAUGUGAAGAAUUUAAACAUGAACAAUUUAUUAAGUUACCUAAUCGAACAGCUAAAUUUAAUUUUUUAUUUGGUUUUCUUUAUAUACUUUCUAUUAUUAUAUCAAAUACAGUACAAAAAGACCAAAAAUUUGUUUUUUAA